AUGGUAUACACUUCGGACUCCGAUGAAUAUUUACAGCUACUCCAAAUAUUCCAACCUAGCAGUGAGAAACACAAUUCCCAUGCCGGGACUUCUGCUAUGCAACCACCUACCUCUGCCGUCGGACAGCCACCUCCUCUACCAUCUGCAGAUUGGCCUCUCUAUGACCCUUCUAUAAGCUAUGCCUCCACGUCUCUUGACCCAAACUGCACUGUGCAUACCACCAUAGGUCUCCCCACGGCGGACAACUUGUACCAGAACAGAAUGCAGUCUUCCUCGGUCAUGCAGCAAAGAGCCACUGGUGUUGAAACUGAAGUCCAUCUCAGCCCCGGUCGCACCUCAACCUAUGCCUGGUCCUCGCCGGCGAGUCCCUUCACCCCAGGGAGAUCCCCAGCAAACGAGAACAACAAUGAAGUUGAUGAUGUGGAACCAAUCUCUGCUCAUAGUGACCCCCAGAACCAAGAGUUAGUCUGA
Molecule: messenger RNA, 471 nt
Organism: Penicillium expansum
Lineage: Eukaryota; Fungi; Ascomycota; Eurotiomycetes; Eurotiales; Aspergillaceae
Exons: 2
Coding region: 1-471 (156 amino acids)
Source: RefSeq, a predicted model, not a curated record